Cyprinus carpio (common carp) is the source of this 8195-nucleotide messenger RNA. RefSeq lists its product as uncharacterized. Lineage: Eukaryota; Metazoa; Chordata; Actinopteri; Cypriniformes; Cyprinidae. The record is from RefSeq and is a predicted model, not a curated record.
GUUUUGGGCCCACAGUAGUGUUGCCAGCUUGGAAGCUCUUUUGUUUGAUGUGUAUUCAAAACCAAUGGAAAAAGACAGAAAAGAAGUGUUUCAAGAUAUCGAGGAAAACUCUGAGAAUGUUGUCAUUGUAUUUGAUGGUGUGACAGAUUUGGAAGAAAAUUCCAUCUUAUGGAAGAUCAUGGACCACGAUCUCCUGCCUGAUGCCAAGAUUGUGAUCACAUGCAGAUCAGAGGAGGAAGAUGAUCCACUUUUCUCUGACUGGCCGACACAGACAGUGUAUGUACAAGGAUUCAGUGCAGAUUCUAUUAGAAAUUACUAUCAGAAGAUGUUGGGUCAUGAUCCUGUUCUUCUAGAAGUUGUUUUGAAGAAUCAAGAGCUGUUCAGUCUUAGCCACGUGCCAAUGUAUGCAUUUAUGGUUGCCGCCUUCAUUCCAUUUAAAAAUGACACAGAAAACAACCAUCAACACACAGUCACAGAGAUGUACAUUCAUAUUUUCCGUCUUACUGUGAUGACACAUGGGGGGAAAAAAAUUAAGGAAAUAGAUAAAUACCUGGGAGAGAUCAAUGACCAGAUUCAUCCUCUAAUGAAAACUGCAUUCAGUGCAACUAUGCAUAAAACCCUAAACUUUAAUAUCUGUGAUGAGACAAACAUUUGUCAUGCUUUUCUGAAAAACAUCACACUACAAGACUCAGUAUCUUCUGCUACAACAUACUGUGCGUUUCUCCACAACACAAUGCAGGAAUUCUUCUCGGCUUUGUGGCUUCUUGGACAUCCAGAUGAAAUUGAGGAAGUCCUACAGCUCUGUCAGACCGAGGAGCAUAAACACAUGAGACAUGUUCUUCCUUUCUUAUGUGGACUUCUGAGUGAACACAACACCAGACUCCUCAAGUGUCUCUUCCCAGAGGAUCAGAUAAAGAAAACAUCUGACUGGUUCAUUGAGAAGCUUUUGGACACGCUUUUUCAACCUCAGAGUGAGAGUGAAGAGUUUGAUCUUCUCUAUGUGUGUCAGUGCUUGUAUGAGCUCCAGUCUCCUAAAGCCUGUUUAAUUUUCCUGGAGAAGAUGAACCAUCGGCUUGAACCAGAAGUGGAUCUUGAUCCUCAUCAGUGUUGUGCUCUGUCUUACGUGAUCGGUCAAUCCAGAGAUAAAGAGGUUUAUCUGAAUCUGGAGGAUUGUACCGUAGCUGAUGUAGGAAUGGACAUGAUGCUUAGCUGCUCACCAAACAUCAGGUUAAAGACUUGUAAAAAACCACUGAAGCAAAUCACCUUCUUUGUAGAAUUCUUCCAUAAAUCAUCUCAUUGCAACUGCAAACUUUUUGAGAUGAGAGGACGAUACGACCCAGAAAAAUGCAAUGCUCUGCUGGAUCUGAGCUCUCAUGUGAAGAACUAUGAGACUCAAACAGGCAGGAGUUAUCUUCCAGCAUUACAGUCAGUUUUCCAGUCACCUGAUGUCUGGAUCAUAGAUCUCUUACAGAGAAAGAGCUCCGUCCUCCUGGAAGUGCUGAAGCUCCAGACACAGAAGAAACCAGUAUAUCUGAGAAGAUGUUCAGAGGAAGAGAGUGAAGUGAUGAGUUUCCUUCAGUGUCUGCCCUACAUCUCAAAGCUGAGAUUCUCUGAUCAGAGUGAACGUGUUCUAAGCAGAUUUCUUCUGAGUCUCUUCAUUAAAGCAGCAGAGAUUGAGACACAGACAGGAAAGCAGAUGCUGAAACUGUUAUCAUCAGUCUGCACCAGCUCUUCUGGUUAUAGAUGGACUUGCAUGUUUUUUGAUUGGGAUUUCCUGCUGGAUCUUUGCUCUCAUGUGAAGAACUAUGAGACUCAAACAGGCAGGAAUUAUCUUCCAGCAUUACAGUCAGUUUUCCAGUCACCUGAUGAAUGGAUCAUAGAUCUCUCCCAGAGAAAGAGCUCCGUCCUCCUGGAAGUGCUGAAGCUCCAGACAGAGAAGAAACCAGUCAAUCUGAGAAGAUGUUCAGAGGAAGAGAGUGAAGUGAUGAGUUUCCUUCAGUGUCUGCCCUACAUCUCACAGCUGAGGUUCUGGGACAUUUCUGCUAAAGAAACAAGGAUGUCUGCAGUAAGAUUUCUGCUGGAUCUCUGUGUUGGUGCAGUAGAAACUGACAGAGAUGUAGGAACAAGAUUCUCGACUCUUCUGUCAUCUGUGUGCAGCUACAAAACCUUCCCUUUUGAUGAAGAUAAUGAAGAUUAUGAUGCUGGUGUUCAGAGUGAUUUCCUGCUGGAUCUUUGUUCACAUGUGAAGAACUAUGAGCCUCAAACAGGCAGGAAUUAUCUUCCAGCAUUACAGUCAGUUUUCCUGUCACCUGAUGAAUGGUUCAUAGAUCUCUCCCAGAGAAAGAUCUCCGUCCUCCUGGAAGUGCUGAAGCUCCAGACAGAGAAGAAAUCAGUGAAGCUGAGAUGUUCAGAGGAAGAGAGUGAAGUGAUGAGUUUCCUUCAGUGUCUGCAACACAUCUCACAGCUGAGGUUCUGGGACAUUUCUGCUAAAGAAACAAGGAUGUCUGCAGUAAGAUUUCUGCUGAAUCUCUGUGUUGCUGCAGUAGAAACUGACAGAGAUGUAGGAACAAGAUUCUGGACUCUGCUGUCAUCUGUGUGCAGCUACAAAACCUUCCCUUUUGAGGAAGUUGCUGUUGUUCAGAGUGAUUUCUUGCUGGAUCUGUACUCACAUGUGAAGAACUAUGAGACUCACACAGGCAGGAAUUAUCUUCCAGCAUUACAGUCAGUUUUCCAGUCACCUGAUGAAUGGAUCAUAGAUCUCUCCCAGAGAAAGAUCUCCGUCCUCCUGGAAGUGCUGAAGCUCCAGACAGAGAAGAAAUCAGUGAAGCUGAGAAGAUGUUCAGAGGAAGAGAGUGAAGUGAUGAGUUUCCUUCAGUGUCUGCCCUACAUCUCACAGCUGAGGUUCUGGGUCAUUUAUAAUAAAGAAUCAAGGAUGUCUGCAGUAAGACUCCUGCUGAAUCUCUGUGUUGCUGCAGUAGAAACUGACAGAUAUACAGGAACAAGAUUCUCGACUCUUCUGUCAUCUGUGUGCAGCUACAAAACCUUCCCUUUUGAUGAAGAUGUUGAUCAACAGAGUGAUUUCCUGCUGGAUCUGUACUCACAUGUGAAGAACUAUGAGACUCAAACAGCAUUACAGUCAGUUUUCCAGUCACCUGAUGUCUGGAUCAUAGAUCUCUCAGAGAGAAAGAGCUCUGUCCUCCUGGAAGUGCUGAAGCUCCAAACAGAGAAGAAACCAGUAGAUCUGAGAAGAUGUUCAGAGGAAGAGAGUGAAGUGAUGAGUUUCCUUCAGUGUCUGCAACACAUCUCACAACUGAGGUUCUGGGACAUUUCUACUAAAGAAACAAGGAUGUCUGCAGUAAGAUUUCUGCUGAAUCUCUGUGUUGCUGCAGUAGAAACUGACAAAGAUGCAGGAACAAGAUUCUCGACUCUUCUGUCAUCUGUGUGCAGCUACAAAACCUUCCCUUUUGAUUUAGAUAGUUAUGUUCAGAGUGAUUUCCUGCUGGAUCUUUGUUCACAUGUGAAGAACUAUGAGACUCAAACAGGCAGGAGUUAUCUUCCAGCAUUACAGUCAGUUUUCCAGUCACCUGAUGAAUGGUUUAUAGAUCUCUCAGAGAGAAAGAGCUCCAUCCUCCUGGAAGUGCUGAAGCUCCAGACAGAGAAGAAAAUGGUAGAUCUGAGAAAAUCUUCAGAGGAAGAGAGUGAAGUGAAGAGUUUCCUUCAGUGUCUGCCGUACAUCUCACAGCUGAGACUGUCCAAAAAGACUCUCCAGGAGCUGGUUGAAUGUGUCUAUGAAGCUCAGGAAGAAAAACUGACUGAAUGCUUCCUCCAGAAAGUGAGCGGGGAUCUGACUUCCUGUUCCUUGAGCUGGGAAGAGUUUCAUUAUUUCCUGCAGCACAGAAUUCAACAAAUCACUGUGGACUUCAGAAAGAGCAACAUUCAUUGCAGAAUCAGUGAAAUUCUGCCAUUCCUGAACAGGAUUCAGUUUAAACGGAUAAGCUCUGCCUUCAUGCUGUGUGCAAUCAGAGAGAUCUACGAGUCCGGCUCUGCUGGUUUUAUGUCAAGUCUGUUGAGUUCAGUGAACAACUACAUUAACCUGCAGAGCAGAGAGCUGGACUCUGUUCACUGUGCGGCCCUGCGCUUCACACUGCAGCACUGCACUGCAGCUUCACUCAACCUGCUCUGGACCUCCAUACCAGAGGAAGAGCUGCAGAGCAUUCUGCAUCUCUUCACACAUCUCUCCCACCUCAGUGUUGACAGGCUGCUGUUGCUGAAGAUGCUUCACUGCUGCAGUGUCUCUGAUGUCCAGCAGGAGGAGGCAGCAGCAGUUCUGCUCUCGAUCCUGCAGCACAAGCUGGACUUCUCCUGCCGGUCUGCUGUGGAUCUGACAACAAACACAGACUCAGAGCCUCUACAUCUGACCGCAGACGACUGCCAUGUGAUGUCCAGAUUUAUUCAGAGAGCUCACUCAGACACAAAGACACGGCUGAUUCUGCAGGACUGUGAGAUUCAUUCAGCUGGAAUGGAUCAGGUGUUCUCAGUGUUACGUUCUGUUCAGCUCUUUUGUGAUAAACCUCUGCUUCUUCAUUUUCUGGCUCACGUGAGGCCUGAGGAAGCCCAGUCUCUCUCUGGAGCUCUGGGUGAAGAGCUGGAUCUCAGUCAGACUCAGCUGGAUCUGCAGGUCUGUAGAGGUCUGGAGCUGAUUCUGGAAUAUUCUGAAGGACUGACAGAACUGGAUCUGAGUCAGUGCAGUCUCACCGAUCACAGCCUGGAUCUGCUGCUCCCAAACCUCCACAAAACUCAAAUCAUUGAUUUCAGUGGCAAUAGCAUCACUGACACUGGGGCUCAGAAAAUCCACAGGAUCGUCACUCACAACAGUAACAUAAAGACAGUAAGGCUCUUCAACAACAGAAUUGAAUCCAGAGAGCUCUUCAGGACAGACCCACGAUUUGAGAUCUGGUGAUGCCAGUAAACUCUCUCUGGAAUCAACAAACAGUAGAGGGCAGCAACAAGAACCAAGAAAAUCCACAGCGAAGGUGGGGAGGAGGAGAUAGACAGCAAAACAACCAAAAGAAAGACCAAGUGCACUUAUACCAUUGAUUAGCGGAUCUACUCCUCUUCAUCCCGAAGAAGAGAAGAUCAUUUGCAAGCAGGCAGUGUUUGACUGUCUGAGAGCUCUAGUGUUUACUGCAAACGCAAUACAAGAGAGACAUUAUACUCAGGAAAUCACACUUACCUCAUUCCUGUGACUGAAAUGUUUGGCUAGUUAUGCAAGCGGAUCAAACCCGCUUUUGUUUUUAUGUGAAAUUCAACAUGCAUUUGGAAACUGGAAACAUGUUUUGCUUUUCUUGACUUUUCCUAAAAGUUUAAUCAUGAUCUUGCUUUAUUUCAUGCUUUAUUUUCUUUGGCUCAACGGAUAUUGAAUCAUUACUCAGGAACAGAGUUUUUGUCUUUCUGAAUGAAUAGCUACUGGAUUUGAGAUGUUUAUCUGAUUUUAGCAGUGCUUUUGAGCAAUAUAUUCUAAGGUAGAGAAACAGAGGACGAUCUGAUGGAGAUGCACAUUAUCGGGGGAGUGCUUACAGAGCAUACAGCAUCUCAGCAGCUGUUGAAGUGCCUUCUAUACAUAUUAAACAAAAUUACACUUCAGUGAGGUUUGUUUUGAAGAGAGAUACACUGCAAAAAGUAUUUUAUUACUCACUAUUUCUGUCUUAUGUAUAUAUUUAUAUUGGAAAACAUUCUUUGUUCAAGAUACGUUUACUUGAGAAGCAAAAUGACUCGAGCUCAAAGUCAUGUGUUUCCAGACAUCAUUCUGGAUAACACAUGGAGUAAACCUGACGUUUACACUGGGAGCAGCACUCUAGUGAGGCAUCUGUUUCUGUGGAGUGUGAAGUCAUAAGAAAAAAAAAACUAUUUUUAUGCAAAUAGUCAAUUUCUAGCUGACAAUCAAUUGGAAGAAUGAAACGAUUAUUAAAAAUAGUCAGUGGCAACUGAUGCACUAUCUGAAUAUCCUUCUUCCCUGUAGUGAGGAGAUAGCGAAUGUGUAACAGUAAGCUUUGACACGCUGAGUUCUGUCUUCUUCUGUCAGGGUCACACUGCCAUGUAACAGAGGUCAUCAGGACCUACCAUCUAUAUGACCAUUGAGUGAUUAGAACAUUUAUGAUAUUGAUGUGUCUGCAUGUUACAACAUAAGUUGAAUAUGUCUUUAGAAGCAGCUCUCAUUGUUUGUUUGUGUGUGUGUAGUGAACCAUAUGUGAUAUGUAGGGGUGUGACGGUGGCAGAUUUUUACCACCGCGGUGGUGGACCAACUACCACCAGUGGCGCGGUGUUGAUGUAUAUAUAAUUAAUAUUAAUUAUAUAUAUAUAUAUAUAUAUAUAUAUAUAUGUGUGUGUGUGUGUGUGUGUGUGUGUGUGUGUGUGUGUGUGUACUGGAUGCAGCACGACAUGAUAAAUCCCCGACAGCAAAAGGAUGCUUUUUCCUAUCUAUUAUGUACUGACACAUAGUUAAAUGAUUUUCAGCGGUCGCUUUGUCGCGUCUAGUGUAGACAGACUUUAGCUGUUGUGCCACGAUGUGACAUGAGAACUGUGAUCAUUAUCUUUUAACGAUUAUGAUCUUUUAACAAUUAAUCCUGCAGCUCUAAAUUCUGAUAAUAUAUGUGUCUCCAUAUAUUUCUGAUAUAUAUGAACUGUUUGGUUAUCACCAUUCUUCAAAAUAUCUUUUUGUCUUCAACAGAAGAAAGAAAUUCAAACAGGUUUGAAAAAACAAAAGGGUGAUGAAGGGUAAAUGAUGGUAGAACAUUCAUUUUGGGGUGAACUGUCCCUUUAAGUAAAUUAUCUAAAAUCAAAUUAAAUAAAAUCAUUACAUUUAGUAAAAUCAAAACAUCUCACAUAUCACAAAAGGUCAGUGAAUCCAUACCAGAAGUGACAGUGCAGUGUAGCAGAUCAAGGACAAUCCUCCUCCAAAUGGCCUGUAAUGAAGCUGCGGUCACAGGGGCUGGCGAUGAGGCUGCUAGUGGGCGUUCUCACUACUCGUUUGCCUUCACAGCGAAUCAGGUUUCUUGUCGCUAAAUACAAACAUUUUGGAGGCAAAAAACUAAAUAUAACAUAAAUAAAAAUUAAAUCCGUAGAUACAAAAAUGAAUGAGAAGCAGAGCCUACUUUUUGUCCACUGCGUAUGUUUAUUUACGGCUGAGAGGAGAAUGAUCACAUGAGCUCUACCAUCUUCUUUCCUAUUGGGUGUUGCUCCCGAAAGUCACUCUUCAUUUACAUAAAGUUGAAGGAUUCUGAACUUUGUCACGUCGCUGGACACUCCCCAUCCGGUUGCCAAAUGCCUCUUUUGCUCUUGUUGCCGGAUAUCACCAGCUCUCCAUUGAAAUAAAUAGGAUCGUGUUGCUUUGUCGUUGCUUGCUGCUUGUAGUGUGAACGGGGCUCCAGCUGGAUCCUUGUUGAAUCUGGAGUGGGGUGGGGCUGACGAGUUUUAACCAUUCUUUUAAACAAUUUUAAAUGUAUUAAAAUUGUACUCCCAUUUGACAUUAUAAGCCAUUUAGACAACAUAAACAAAUUGUCAGCUUUAAAACUGUAAGUAAUUAUUAAAAAUUUAAACAUAAAUCUAAUGCAUGACAAUCCCAUCAGAAAAAUGUGAAUCCCCCAUAAAGACAAAGAGGAUUCACAAAAAUGGAGAAAACAUCUUACAAAUGUACUUCUGAUUAGAAUCAUACUUAAUAAGAAUAAUUAAAAAGCUGACGAAGACCUAUAUUUCACCAGUUAUUAAUUAAACUUGGCCAAAAACAAGAAAAAUCCAUUAAAAAAAAGAAAACACAUUAAUAUUGGACAUUAUAAAGAUAUAGUUUACUGUGUAGUUUUGGAGAAAAAUAAAGUCUUAUUAUUUCCCGCUUUUUCUAUAUGCAUUAUUAAAAUUCCUUAAGAGUUAACAUAAAUUUUCAAUAAAGACUUCUUCAGAAUGACCAUGACUCUGUCUGUGUCAACUUUCACUGGAUUGUACUGUCUAAUUUGGAAGAAAAUUAAACACAAAAUCUGUCCAAUACAUUAUGACACUGAACAUUUCUUGAUUUUUAUACAGGCAUUAUUGAAGUGACAUGAAAUUUUCAAUACAUUCUAUUUAAAGGUGACUGUGACUCUGUCCGUGUCAAGUUUCAUAGAGUUGUACUGUCUAAUUUGGGAGAAAAUUAAACACAAAUUCCU